ACAACUUCGACCAUCGCCAUCAGGCAUCCUCGCCGCCUUGCUCCCCCCCGCCUUCCAGUCGCUCCUUCCCAUUUCACUACGCUGCUCUGUUUCAAAGCUUAAACGCCUGCUGCCUCCUCCGCUCUUGUCAUGAUCGGAGCUGCGGCGUCGCCUCCGGCCGCCGGGACCACCUCCUUGACCACCUUCGACAACUCCUCCCCAAGCAGGUCGCAACACGACAUGCUCCACAAUGACGCGCGUUCCUUCACUGUUGCCUCUACUUCGAAUCUCAAGUACCCACACAUACUGCACCCGCGAGCUGCUAAUCCCGUGAUGGAUCUCGCAGCCCUCGUCCGCGAGCCAGAUGACGAUCACCCAGGCGUGCGUAGCCUCGUGUCAUUGUGGCGCUUAAGCGGUGCGACCGUGUGGGAAGUAUGUGUGACUGGGCGUGUGCUCGGCCUUUCUUGGAGCUCCGAUGGGCUCUUUCUCUCGCUGCUUGUGCUCAGGCUGCCAAGCUGGCCUCCACGCGCUCCGGUUAACGCGUCCAAGAGCACGAUCGAGCAUCUUUCCGUUCACACCGGUGAGGUGGUAAAGGCUGUAUACGUGCCUCCCACGCUCUUAGAGCACCUCACUGAGGCCGACUGGGAACAAGGACACGAGCGGGAUAGGCGCACGGCGUGGUGGCCUAUGGAGUGGAAGGGCGGCAAUUCGGUCUGGCUUCCUCACAAGCCUGGUGCUCCCCUUAUGAUCAUUGACUCGCUGCCCGAUGUCGAGCCUGUCGAGCCGCCGAAACCUGCGAUCAUAAAUCCCUUUGCGCCUCCACCACCAGCUGCCGCCAAUAAGGGGCUGCACGCGAAACUCGAGGCAGCUUCCACCCUCCUUCCUGCUGACCCACGUCCUCCACCAUCAGUGCUCCAUGUGGCAGUCCCUGCGCAACGGCCGCGCGCCUCUGCUCGUUUGCUCACCGGCACAUAUCUUCUUCCGCCAGGGACGCCGGAAGAUGUACCCUCGGCCAUCCUUGAGGUUGCUGUGCGAGCAGACAAGAUUGCGCAUCUGCUCGACCCCGUGUUCCGCGGCCUGGAGAGCUGUGCUGCCGCCUACAGGGACGCCGAAAAACAAACUAUGGUGUGGAGAGAGGAGCUUGAAGCAUGUGGCGAGCAGCAGGGCAUGAGCGUGCGAGUUGUGCACGCAGAUCUUUUCCGUUUUCUCAUGUGCCGCCGCUCCAGCCCCCCAAUCACUGAAUGGCUGGGAAACCGCCUCACGAACAGGCCCGUAGCCAAGUGGGAGGCGACCGUUCAGGAGGGAUUCAUCACUGUUAUGAAGGUGCUCGCGCAGAGCGUCAUCCCUGCGCUCGAGCGUAUGCUACUCGUUCUUGAGGAGAUGAACGGCUGGGCACGAGGCCACCACGCGGACCAGGCAGCCUCUACCUUAUGCCGGUUCCACUUCGAUGUUAUUCUCGAUCGCCGGGAGCUUGAGCGCGCCCUGUCACUCGUCCGUGGCCUUCUUGCGCUCUGCGAAGAGAUGCGACAGGCCGCAGCGUUGGAAUGGGAAAGUGCAGUGCAGUGGUUCAAGUGGCUGCGGUAUGAAAUGGCUCGCGCUGUCGCGAGUGAAGAAGCAGGUGCCCCUAGUUACGACGUAAAGCUUGUUUGGUCGUACAUGGUCAACGGCUUCGUCAAUUCACACUUCAAACAACAUUUUCCUCACGUUAUAGGUGCAUCUGACGCCGUCCUCACGGAAGUACCCCUCCCACGUCAGCCUAAGAGACCUCCUCUCUGCGCGGUCAUGUCGUCCACGCUGGCUAGGCUACGCCAGCCCCCGAAGAACUCGUCGCUCCCGCAGACCUCCGACAUUUCGCUUGCCUCGCUUCCCGACCGCUCGACCAGCACGGGCCUUGAGAUCGAAUCCGACGAGUCCGACGUGGAGCCCGACGAUUCAUUUGACACAGUCGGCGAAAAUGACCAGGCCGACGCCUCAUUACCUGCAGGAACGACGAAACGCGAGCCCACCUUGGAGCCCUGGGCGUGGGCCAACACUCUUCUGGCCAGUAUCUGCGCAGUGGGAGCGUCAGCUCGCGUGCGUGACCCUUCCCAUGUUGCCCCUGCAGUAGAAUUCCCUCUACCCGUCAUCGACGAGCGUAGGAUCGGAGACGAGGAUUGGGCUCUGGCACUCGUCGACAAGACACUGCAUGUCUUUGCGCGCACCAACAGCCUCGGUCAUGCGCGCUUUAGCGGGGAGGUAGUACAGGCUGCCUUCUACGGCGAUGAGGAGAUCGCUCUGGUGUUCGCGCGUGGCCCCCGCCGAUGGCUUGCGCUCGCGUCGGUGGAGGAUAUGCGCGCCGCUAUGGUGCCUGUGGGGAGCGAAGAGCUGUCCAGUUCUGCAGGAGGCCCAGACCACCACCUUCCGAUUUCACGCGCUCGGGCGCUGGGCACGGUGCGGCGGGAUCCGAUCUGGAGCUUAGCCCUCAACCCGGCCGAAGGACGCCGAAGCGCAUGGAUCCUUACGGCUAGCGGGGAGGAGUUGUCCGUCUUUGAUCUCGAGGCGAACGAGGACGAAGAGUCGGACGAGGCGUCGGACGAGGAGUCGGACGAGGAGGAGGGCAUGGACGAGGAGGAGUAGACGCAGCUUCUGUAGUCGAUCUAGCGGGCAUUUAUCAGGGUUUUACUGCUAGUUCGAGCACCAUGUCGGCCCGCUCUUGUUCUGUAGGCCGUCUACAGCUACAUAGCACCUUCCGCGCGGCGCCCAUGGCGCUACCAAUGAGUAGGGAAUUUUGGCUUGCUAACGAUCACCACUGAGGGCAAGCUAGGCUUGCGAGUGGCAUCUGUGCCGCAUCCGCAGG
Cutaneotrichosporon oleaginosum is the source of this 2815-nucleotide messenger RNA. RefSeq lists its product as uncharacterized. Gene Ontology annotation, biological process: anaphase-promoting complex-dependent catabolic process; protein K11-linked ubiquitination. Gene Ontology annotation, cellular component: nuclear periphery; anaphase-promoting complex. The record is from RefSeq and is a predicted model, not a curated record. NCBI's taxonomy places the organism in Eukaryota, Fungi, Basidiomycota, Tremellomycetes, Trichosporonales, Trichosporonaceae.